This is a messenger RNA of Miscanthus lutarioriparius, 369 nucleotides long. The record is from the annotation of a GenBank genome assembly. NCBI's taxonomy places the organism in Eukaryota, Viridiplantae, Streptophyta, Magnoliopsida, Poales, Poaceae.
AUGGACCCAGUGCCCACCUACUACCCCAACCCCAACGCUGGCGUGGGGAUGCCACUAGUGAUGCGGCCUAUGGUAGAUGGGCAUGGGGGUAGUCGCUGGCCAAAUGGGCAUGGGGGAACCAGCAGGCCAGAUGAGAAUGGGGGCACCAUCGGCCAGAUGGGCAUUGGAGCUAUUGGCCAGAUGGACAUAGGAGCAGCUGGCGCUGGCGGCUUCGAUGUUGCUGCACCGGAGAGUAGGCCGUCCUCGAUGGUGUUGCAGAAGGAUGAGCAGGCUAAUGUCGCUGAGAUCUCAUCGAUAAUGUUCGUGACCGGCCCAGGGUCCGCGACCACCACCAUAGAGAUGGAUGGCAUAUGGAAGUACAAGUACUAA